Messenger RNA from Penicillium digitatum Pd1, 2295 nucleotides. NCBI's taxonomy places the organism in Eukaryota, Fungi, Ascomycota, Eurotiomycetes, Eurotiales, Aspergillaceae. The record is from RefSeq and is a predicted model, not a curated record.
AUGCCUCUCAGGGAGCUGAAGGCCCAGGUGUUUCCCCAGAUGCUUAGGAAAUUGCUCGGGAUUCCGGCGGAUGUCAACGUCAUCCUUGAACGCUAUUCCGACAGUGCUGGUUCUUACGUUCGCUUAGACUGUGACAAUACCGCAAUCUACAAACAACUUUACCGGGCUGCCAAGGCCAAGUCAAAGCUCCGUAUCAAGGUUACUACCCUUACUUCCCAAAACACAUCUGCUCCAGCACCAGUACUAUCAGAACCCACCGUGCCAAUGGAGUCAACCAACUACAUUCGUCACAGUUAUCUCGAAACGGUUUUGGGCCCUCUGGCACCUCCCGAUACCCUCCCUCUCAUUAAUUCGGUUCAAGUUCCUCAUCCCACCGGUAAAAAGGAGUUGCCUCUCUGUCAAACUCGCUAUCGCACCUUCGAGAUGGACCAAGAAAAGCAUCAGUUCCCGGUUAUCUCUCACUCCUCGUCCAACGGGAUGUUCUGCAUUGACUGCAAUGACUGUGGUCGUUCUAUUGCAAAUGCGCAUUAUCACUGCAGCAUUUGCGAGAACGGGGACUACGAUCUGUGCCUACAGUGUGUCGGUGCCGGCGCAUCUUGCCGAGGCGAAGGUCAUUGGUUGAUCAAGAGGACUGUCAAGGAUGGUGUCGUCACAAACAGUACAACCGAGACUAUUGCCCCUUGUAAUCAAUCAGCGCUGGGGUUCAACCCCGUGCUGCCUACUCAAAUUCAGCGCGAGGUGAUCACCAAGCCUGUGGUCCACGUCUCCGAGUCGGUCCCUGAGUCAAUCCUAGAGUCGGUGCCAGAGCCAGUAGCCCCAACGGCCUGUUUGGAUGCAGCUAUUCAGGGUGAUGACAACCCGAUUUGCAAUGGAUGCUGUCGUGAGGCCGAUGAAAGCAAUCUCGUUCGCUGCAAUGAGUGCGAGGACUAUGAUCUUUGCCUUCGCUGCCUCCUCCGAAAUAAACAUGGACACCACCCUGGCCACACCUUCCAUCUUGGAUCUGACCGGAACUUCUGCUUGAAAAAUCUCAUCACCUCUCGCUGCCUUCCCGGUCGGCAGUUCCGACACGCCGCUCGAAUCGUUGGGGUUCGUCACAAGUGCUUGGCCUGUCCCGACUGGGACUUCUGCCCCGACUGCAUCUUGACUGCUCCUCAGAGCCACCCGAGUCAUAGAUUCGUGCAGGUUUAUGAUACAAUCGGCGAACCUGCUCGGGAACAGGAAAUCCACUAUGGCAUAUUCUGCGAUGGUCCUCUGUGCAAGAGCAAGCCUGCCAAGAGUUACAUCAAAGGAGUUCGCUACAAGUGCGCUGUCUGUGAUGACACCGAUUUCUGUGCGAGCUGCGAGGCCCUUCCGACCGACCAUCACAACCACACUCAUCCGCUGGUCAAGUUCAAGACUCCGGUCCGCAAUGUGUCUGUAAGCACCAUGGGCGACGACGGCCUGAGUGGAGCAGCUGCCCUGGGUGACCAGCAUCAUACCAUCACUCGGCCCAUUGACCGGGCCGAGCUUGAGGAGCAGGAACCUGCUGAGGUGGAUGCCAGUAGCAAGCCUGUGGAAAAGGUUGAGCCUCGGCCUCUCAUGAGCAAGCCCAUUCCCGAGACCGAUAGCUCUGUUUUGUCGGACUACAAGGCAUUCUUCAUCCGUGAUACUAUCACCGACGGUACCAAAAUUGCCCCAAACACUACGUUCCGCCAGACCUGGACUCUCUACAACCCUGGUCCUUCAGCUUGGCCCGUUGGCUCUGAUGUGCGCUUCGUCGGUGGAGACAAGAUGUUCAACGUCGAUGUCUGUCACCCAUCUAGCGUCGAAUCUAUUCGCUCGGCCAUGGAAAGCAAUAAAUUGCUCGCCCCUGUGGAGUUGGGCGAGAGUGCUGACUUUACUGUCAACCUUCGCACCCCUCACCACCUAGGCCCUGCUAUCUCCUACUGGCGUCUGAAGCUCCCCAAUGGCGUGGCCAUCGGUCAUCGUCUGUGGUGUGAUGUCGAGGUGCAGACCGAAGAAUCCGACACCAGCGACACAUACCCCGCUGUGUCUGAAAUUGCCGUCAGUGGUAUGAUCUUCCCCAAGCUGGAGAAGGAAUCUCCCGAGUCAAGCACUCACCAAGCAGAGGCUCCUGCGCCACAGGCACCGACCUUGUCAACUGCUUCGGAAGUGGAUGUUCUCGAAGACGUUGAGAGCCUGACUCUGGACGAUGCUUCUACUGACGCCGACAUUGGCCUCCUGACUGACGAAGAAUAUGACUUUCUUGAUGCCAGUGAUCAGGAAUAUCUUGAGGCCAAGCAGUUCGCAAACUGA